UAACCAAGGUGACUAUAAAAAUGUCAUUUGGGAGACACUUCAAAUUUGUACUAAAUUAGAAAACACAAAUACAAUCUCACUUUGGACAAUAAUAAUAUUUUUAUAAAAUUGAAUUCGCAAGUCAUCUUCCUAAAUAUAGAAACGUAUCCCCAAAAAUUUGAAUGAAAACGCUCGAAGUUGUCCAAGAGCCAUAUGUCUUCAAAAUCGAGUGCUAAGAAAGCAUCAGCCCGCGAUGAGGCAUCGAGUAGACCACCUUCUAAGCAAUCCGGUAAAGGAGUUGUGGCUAGGGAUGAUCUCCAGGCCUGUCAAUAUUGCAACCGUAGAUUCACCGAUGAUCGUUUAAUAAUUCACCAAGAAAUUUGCGCGAAGACUGGAAAAAAGAAUCGAAAAGUCUAUGACGCUACUAAACAUCGGGUUCAGGGUACCGAAUUAGAACCUUAUACUAAGAAACAAACAAAAUCUUUGUCACAAAGGCCACAAUCUACGCAAGUAAAGAAAACUGAUUGGAGAAGGAAGCAUGAAGAAUUUAUAGGGGCAAUCCGAGCAGCGAAGAUGGCCCAAGCCCAUGUUGCAAGGGGCGGCAAGUUAUCGGACUUACCUCCUCCUCCUCCCAGCGACAAUCCAGAUUACGUCCAAUGUCCGCACUGCGGGAGAAAAUUCAAUCAGACUGCGGCAGAAAGGCAUAUACCCAAAUGCGCGUCUUACGAAUAUAACAAGCCAAAGCAAACACGCGGAGGGAGGAAAUGAGCGCAUUACCUAAUGCCAAUUUGGUGUCGAAUUUGUGGACGAACAUAAACUAAACUAAUGCUUGUCAACUUAAUAAAUUUUUGAUAUAACGUA
This is a messenger RNA of Photinus pyralis (common eastern firefly), 840 nucleotides long. Its product is annotated as zinc finger C2HC domain-containing protein 1C-like. The coding region runs from base 193 to 747 and encodes 184 amino acids. Lineage: Eukaryota; Metazoa; Arthropoda; Insecta; Coleoptera; Lampyridae. The record is from RefSeq and is a predicted model, not a curated record. The transcript is spliced from 3 exons.